CCCCUGCCUCCCCUGGCCCUUUAACGGACGUAUAUUAGGCAACGCCGAUGACCUCGAAUGAACCCAAUCAACCCAAUUCGGAAAGGGCCCGAUUCCGUUGCUAGCUACCAAAAAUGGACUCAAGCAGGCGUCAAGGUGGAAUCCAGCAAUUAUUGGCUGCAGAGCAAGAAGCUCAACACAUUGUAAAUGCUGCUAGGAAUGCAAAAAUGGCCCGGCUAAAGCAGGCUAAAGAAGAGGCUGAAAAGGAGAUUGCUGAAUAUCGUGCCCAAAUGGAAGCUGAAUUUCAGAGGAAGGUUGCAGAGAGUAGUGGGGACUCCGGUGCCAAUGUUAAGCGCCUCGAACAAGAAACUGAUAUGAAGAUCCAGCACCUGAAGUCACAGGCAGCAAGCAUUUCCAAUGAUGUUGUUUACAUGCUUUUGAAGCAUGCGACUACUGUUAAAAAUUAAGCUGUCACAGAUAUGGCUGCAGGGUUGCUAUGUAUGAUACCUUGAAUAUUUUUGAACUAUCUUAUAUUGUUCCUUCUUGUUGUUUGGGAACAUCUUAUGGGCAUUCUGUUUCAUGUAAUGCUUGUAGUCAUAAACCUUGGUUCUAUUCUUAAAAUAAGUUGCCUAUGCAAAUCUGAGACUUGUUAUGCA
Phoenix dactylifera (date palm) is the source of this 635-nucleotide messenger RNA. Its product is annotated as V-type proton ATPase subunit G. Gene Ontology annotation, cellular component: vacuolar proton-transporting V-type ATPase complex; vacuolar proton-transporting V-type ATPase, V1 domain. Gene Ontology annotation, biological process: proton transmembrane transport. NCBI's taxonomy places the organism in Eukaryota, Viridiplantae, Streptophyta, Magnoliopsida, Arecales, Arecaceae. The record is from RefSeq and is a predicted model, not a curated record. Gene Ontology annotation, molecular function: ATP hydrolysis activity; proton-transporting ATPase activity, rotational mechanism.